CUGUUCUGUGCUGCCAGCUGGAGCCCAGCUUCCCUUGGCCUGCCAGGGGGUGGGAGAAAGCCAGGGCCAGGGAAUGGCACACAGCUGCAGGGGCUGAAGUGGAGGGCCAAGGAAAUGAGCCAUUACACAGACAGACCAGAGAGAGGAUGACGCUUUUGGCAGCAGCAUCAACAAUCAAUCUACUCUCCCUCUCAUCUCAAGUUAAAUGGCGUCCGGAUUUUUUUGUAAUUUACCUAACACAUUUUGGGAUGUUCCAGCUGUCCUGAGUACUAUAUUGAAGAGCGGUCAAUAAGGGAAAGGGUAUACAGACAUGCCUGGUGCUCAAAAUUGAUGACGUAUUUCGUGCAGCGAGACUUCAGUGGGGAUGAAUGGAUUUGGUUCAGUUCGUUCAGUCAGUCUUCCUGAGCCCUCGCCAGCUAGCUACAAUAGUUUAUGCUUGCGGUUAGAAACUUCCGUGAGCAUUUGAAACUUGUCUGCCGAAAUUUGGAAUAGGGAGUGUUCAGAAUCAUUCAGUUUUUACCGGAUUUUCAAAAGCAAUUGUGAUUUAGCUGUAACCCUGGCCUGAUGCUACACUAUCUAGCUACUUCCCUCUAAGUUACUGCAGGAGAGCAGCGCAAGGCCGUUUGUUUGCGUUGGUCUGUGGUGUGAGAGAGGGCUGCAGUGAACAACAUGUAGAGCGCCUCUCCCCCUCACUCCCUACAGCUGGCAUUUCUUAAUGUGCUUUGGUUAAUGGAAACAUUUGUGUGUUGAAUAUAAACCAUGCAAUAAUGUGGAUGGUUUCUGUAGGCCUAUUUAUCAGCUCAUAUGCAGAACAUUUAAAGUGAGUGGAUUGUUGGAUCGCUAUUUCAAGCAGGUUGACCUGAUGCCUUUACAUAGCUGUAAAUAGCUUACACUACGUAAGCAUUUCACUGUAAGGUCUGCACCUGUUGUAUUUGGCGCAUGAAGGUGUAAGGUGCACCUGUUUUCACACUAUAUGAAGAACCAGGAGCACCUACAGUAUGUUUUGUCUAUGUAUUCUGCAGUAGUCAACGGAAGAACCUAUCCUGCAACACAACCAUGCUCUCUGUGUAUGAUGCUUUCUAGACAUUGGAGAGCGCAAAAUUCCCACACCCAGCCUUGCCUGUUUUAGCCUACAUCUAGUUUAGCCUGCUUUUUCUCUUUCAACGUGACUGCGUUCGUUACAGCCUAUUGGAAAUCACUGAAAUCUUGUCUAUCCAAAAAAAAUAAUCUUAGUCUAUCCAAAAAUGUGCCAUAUGCUUUUCCACAUGCUGAUGACCUUGCCUGUCAAAUUUAGCGCCUCCCUCCUGUCACUCAGGGUGCGAAAUACAGUCGUUACUAAAUUUCACACCACCACCGUGCAGUACGUGCAAGGCACGCCCCGUAUUGGAUGGAGGGAAAGCAGCUCUCCCUCUGAUCUGACCAGAGGUACAGUAGUCUACUCUCCGCUGAGCAUGUGGUCUCCGAAGACAUUAUCAACAUGACCGUGAGAGAUGAGUAGGGACUCUUUAUGGUCGGCUACCUAAAACGGGUGAACGAUCAUCUCAGACAGAGGCAAUGGCACAGCUUUUACAUGCAGAGAUGUAGGCUACAACAGCAUCAUUAGAGUCACAUUACAUAGCCAUAAAACAUGAUAUGAAAUACAUUGCAAUAUUCUGAUUAUUUGUCAAAGAAACAGAAGACAGAGCGCGACAAACGGACCUGCAAAAGAAUGUAGCUGGUAAUCUCCGGGACUGGCACGAGGCAAGGACUGUCACUGAACUGUUCUCCAUCACCAUCAGGGAGCCAGGUUGCAGCAUGAGAACACAUCACGGCUGAGAGGUCAGCAAAAUGGAGACGGACAGCUACACCCCGACCCCGGUCCCCAGCGACUGGGCUGGGAUGGUGGUGAGUGUGGGGGCCCUGGAAGAGGUCUCAGGGGGGAGUGUCUCCUCCAGCACAGCCUGGUACAUGCCCUACUCCCUGGGCUUCCAGGUGUCCCUGACUGCCUUCCUUAUGCUGGAGCUGGUGCUGGGCUUCAGCAGCAACAUGACGGUGCUGGUGCUCUACUGCUCUCAGUCCAACCUGGUCGACUCGGUCAGCAACAUGGUCACGGUCAACCUGCAUGUGCUGGAUGUGGUGUUGUGCGUGCUGUGUCUGCCUCUGACCCUGGUGGUGGUGCUGCUACCCCCAGGGCCAAACCUGGCCCUGCUCUGCUGCUUCCACGAGGCCUGUGUCACCUUUGCCUCCAUCUCUACUGCCAUUAACGUGCUGGUCAUCAGCGUGGACCGCUACGACAUCUCCGUCCGACCCGCCAACCGGUUGCUCACCCCGCGGAGGGCAGGGCUGCUGCUGACUGCCGUCUGGGCCACGUCUCUGGCCGUCUUCUUCAUCCCUUUCCUGGAGGUGGAGUUUCUCACCGGAGGGUCGGAGAAUGGGAAGCACAUCCCCACCUCUUCCUCCUCCGCCACCACCUUGGCGCCAGUGUGGCGUAACCGGACGCUGCUGUGUGUGGGCGGCCAGGGCUACCACACAGGCUUGGCCAUGUACUACCACCUCCUGCUGCAGGUGCCCAUCUUCUUUACCACGGUGGCAGUCAUGCUGUUCACAUACUCACGGAUCCUGCGGGCCUUGAACAUUCACAUCGGCUCUCAUAUUAAGAACAGCCAGCGCUUCAGGCGCCCACCCUGUAGGGGGCGCCGUAAGAGACAGAAGCAGAAGGCAGGGCUGGGAGUGAUAGAGGGAGGAGAGCAGUGUACAGACACAAGCAAGCAACUCGCUCACCCUCCCUGCAUCCCCCCCAUCUCCACAGCCACCUCCCCCCCAGCCCUGUCCUCAGCCCCUCUGGUCAGCUUAGAAGGCCCUGCCACUGCUGCCCCUGUCCCCGGUCCCACUGUCCAGGCGUCUGUGUCGGCCAUCAUCGCACUGCGGCGGGCCGUGAGGCGUCACCGGGACCGGCGGGAGCGCCAGCGGCGCGUCUUCAGGAUGUCCCUCCUUAUCAUCUCCACCUUCCUGGGCUGCUGGGCUCCUCUGUCCAUGGCCAAUGUGCUGAUCCUGGGCCUGGGCCCCAGCGACACCCUGGUCAGCAUGCGCCUGUGGUUCCUGGCCCUGGCCUACGGCACCACCGUCUCCCACCCACUGCUCUAUGCCUUCACGAGGCAGAAGCUGCGGCGUGCCCUCAGGGCCAAGGUAAAGAAGCGGGUGGUGUCCCUGCUGCAGUUGGACCCCUCGCCAGGAGGGACAGUCAUACACAACUCCUGGGUGAAGCCAAAGAAGGGAUGUCAGUUACGGCUGGAGGGCAGCGACGCCACUGGCCGUUGCCUGGCAGAGCCCCUGUGAGAACAGCACAGACUGAGUGUGUAUAACACUACUAACAGCCAGACAACAGGUGUAUUCACCUGCUCGUUAUACAGGUCUGUGUGAAGGUAAUUGACUCUUCACUAAGCCCCGCCCUCUUAGUUAUUGUUCCUGCCUCGGUCAAGAUUUUCCCAGGAAGCCAAAUUCCUCAUUCAAACCACUGGAGAAAACCCCUCACAAUGAUCUCAAACUGUGUUUUUUUUUAUACACAAUUAAAUGAAACAGACUACCCCUUGCUGAUUAGGAGACUCUCGGGUACGUUGUGGUGGACUCAUUACAAUCGCUUUACAGAAACCUGAUAAAAUUAAGCUUUUAGUGUGGCUAGCCACUGCCAUGACUCAGCAUGCAGUCAGCUACCACUUUUGGACAGUGGUGGAAAAAAUACCCAAUUGUCAUACUUGAGUAAAAGUAAAGAUACCUUCAUAGAAAAUUACUCAAGUAAAAGUGAAAGUCACCCAGUAAAAUACUACUUGAGUAAAAGUAUGUAGUUUUAAAUAUACUUAAGUAUCAAAAGUAAAUGUUAUUGCUUAAACAUACUUAAGUAUCAAAAGUAAAAGUAUAAAUAAUUUCAUAUUCCUUUUUAUUAAGUAAACCAGGCGGCACAAUUGUCUUGUUUUUUUUUAAAUUUACGGAUAACCAGGGGCACACUCCAACACUCAGACAUAAUUUACAAACUAAGCAUUUGUGUUUAGUGAGUCCACCAGAUCAGAGGCAAUAUGGGAUGU
Messenger RNA from Salmo salar (Atlantic salmon), 4058 nucleotides. RefSeq names its product G-protein coupled receptor 22-like. Lineage: Eukaryota; Metazoa; Chordata; Actinopteri; Salmoniformes; Salmonidae. Gene Ontology annotation, cellular component: plasma membrane. The record is from RefSeq and is a predicted model, not a curated record. Gene Ontology annotation, biological process: cellular response to hormone stimulus; G protein-coupled receptor signaling pathway. Gene Ontology annotation, molecular function: G protein-coupled receptor activity; peptide binding.